AUGUCUUCAAACAAGUUUUGGGAUCAUACUCAAAAACCAUCGACUCCAUGUCAAAUUGAUACUUUGAAUUCAGAGUUCUCUAAGAAUCCUGAUGAUUGGAUAACAGAUACUGGAACUAAAUAUGUUGUUUCUAGAUCAAUCUCGCCUAAUGCCGAUGAUAUAACACCUUAUCUUAGUUCACAUCCACGUACACCAAGCUUAAUCGAAGCUGAAACUCCAGCUUAUUCUUUAGGUAGAGCUUUCGGUGUUGAUCAAGAUAUCGGUCAUGAUUUACACCAUUCUUUCAGUCAAAAGCACGAAGCUUCAAAAAAUAGUGAUCAGAGGAAAUGGUCAAAACAUCUUCCGAUCCCUUUAACAAGUUUUCCACGAUGUAAAUCCUUAGCUUCCAUUCGAGAUAAAUAUCGUCAUCAUAAUUUCCAUGAUACGAAUCACCCAAAUAUACCAGAUUCAACCUCUUCACCAAAGUACAUUAUUGCAACCCCAGAAAUGCUUCAAAAGUUAUGCUUAGAAUCUCAAAAAAUGAUCAAGAAGACCGUAAGCGACUCGGACGAUGAAGAAAAGUUUAAAUCACCAGAAAAUACCGAUUUCGAGAUUAAAGAUUUAAAUAAAUCUCAUUCUAUUCAACUUGUACCCACCAAAAAUGGAUCAGUUGAACAAAUCGAAUACGUAAAUCCUUCAUCUCCAAUCACGGAUUCAGUUACACUUCAAUCAAACUCACCAGGACCAGAACCACUGAGAUCAGUACCAAGAAAUUCUUAUCAAAAUUUCAAAUUGGCAACGCGAGAAUUUGCCGCUGAGUUCCUAGGCACUUGCAUAUUAAUUUUAUUCGGAAAUGGGGUCAAUAACCAGGUCACCUUGAACUCCAGUAGAGCUGUCUCUGGCACCGACAAAGGCGAUUACCUGAGUAUCUCCUUUGGAUGGGGAAUCGGAGUGAUGAUUGGAGUCUACGUGGCUGGACGCGCCUCAAAUGGUCAUUUAAAUCCCGCUGUUACCCUAUCUAUGGCUAGUUUCAGAGGCUUCUCGUGGAAAAAGGUUUUACCUUAUUGGGUCGCUCAAGUAUUGGGUGCUUGGCUGGGUGCAACAUUAGUACAAGCAAUAUACUCCGAAGCCUUGAACCUCUACGAAGGUGCGAAAUCUUUAAGAACACUCACAGGUCCUAGAUCAACUGGUGCUCUUUUCUUCACUUCACCUGCAGAGUACAUGUCAGAUGUGAAUUGCUUUUUCCAAGAAUUCUUAAACACAGCUAUUCUUUUACUUGUGAUUCUAGCUAUAAAUGAUAGAAAACAUUCUCCAUCACCAGAUGGAAUGAAUCCGUUUAUUCUCUUAUGGGUAAUUGUAGGACUUGGAGCAUGUCUUGGAUCUCAAACUGCCUAUGCAAUGAAUCCUGCAAGAGAUUUUGGUCCUAGAAUCAUGGCUAGUUGUUUUGGUUAUGGAACUGAAGUUUGGAGUUUUAAACACUUUUAUUGGAUUUGGACUCCUUGGAUUGCUACUUGUGGUGGUGGUUUGUUUGGGAGUUUGGUUUAUGAUUUAUUUAUUUACACUGGAUCAGAUUCACCAUUGAAUCAAGAUGUUCAUUCUAAAUUUAUGAAUUGGUUCAAAAAAGAUAAAACUAAGGUGAUAUAUGAUAAAAAUAUGUGUUAAUUUUUUUAAAAACAACAGUAACUGGUUUUCACCGUAUAAUAAUUAUCAAGGACAUUGGUUCUUCUUUCUGUUGAAAAAGUUGAAAUAUAAGUAGUAGAAUAUUGAAGCAAUGUUGAAUCUUUAUCUUACAUGAUCAUCAAGAAUUAACUUUUAGCUUGGUUUACUGCAUACCUUUGUAACAUCUAUCUAAUGCAAUCAUGUAUGUAAAUAUAUAGUUUAACUGCUACAAUCAGGUCUUAAUGAGUAGCAACAUUGUAUUUUUGUAAAUCAGUAAAUUAAUUUCAACAUUUUACUUU
This is a messenger RNA of Melampsora larici-populina 98AG31, 1937 nucleotides long. RefSeq lists its product as uncharacterized. The record is from RefSeq and is a predicted model, not a curated record. Gene Ontology annotation, cellular component: plasma membrane. Gene Ontology annotation, molecular function: glycerol channel activity; water channel activity. NCBI's taxonomy places the organism in Eukaryota, Fungi, Basidiomycota, Pucciniomycetes, Pucciniales, Melampsoraceae. Gene Ontology annotation, biological process: glycerol transmembrane transport; water transport. The transcript has 13 exons. Bases 1 to 1641 code for a protein of 546 amino acids.